This is a messenger RNA of Haliotis rubra (blacklip abalone), 1429 nucleotides long. Its product is annotated as mucin-5AC-like. Lineage: Eukaryota; Metazoa; Mollusca; Gastropoda; Lepetellida; Haliotidae. Bases 151 to 525 code for a protein of 124 amino acids. The record is from RefSeq and is a predicted model, not a curated record. The transcript is spliced from 3 exons.
AGGACAAUAGCUUCAUCAAUACCAGAGCUUGGUUAGUCUGGUGUGAGCGUCUCUCUCGGACGGGUGUUCUACAAGCUGUUGGCUCCGUCGGUGUGGACUGGUGUAGGACAGGAAAGGACACUAGUACAAGGACUUCGUUAUAGAUUGAUCAUGAAGGCGACUUCCUGUGUUCUGACGUUAACCCUUCUGGUGUCUUUAACCACCUCAGCUCCAACACAACCUCCGCCAAGUUCAGGUUCUCUACAGCACCACGACACACCGGCCGUCGGCGCCACCGAUCGUCACUCUGCCGACAAACAUCUUCCACCCGACCCAGCAACAGCAACUGCUCAAAAUGCGCUGCCAGGCUCUCACGGUGAAAACAGUGCUGCGCCCUUCAAAGCGGAAGCAAGUACUUCCGCUGACGGCAUUGUGACUUUUGGGAUGAUAUUCACUGUGGAACUUCCGCCCUUCAUCAACGUCGGGGGCAAGAAAUAUAGGCUUAGCAUACGCAUGCCUGGAAGCUCCGGUGCAAAAGUGCACUAGUUCCGGUUCCGGUGCAGAAGUGCACAAGUUCCGGUUCCGGUGCAAAAGUACACUAGUUCCGGUGUAAACGUGCACGAGAUACACAACAUGGGAAAAGGCAGCAACGUGUGAAGGCAGGAAGACGUAGACAUAUUGAUCGCUUUACCCUGUUUGUAUGUCCGGGUCAGUCCAGUCUUUUCCCUUGGGAUCUGAACACAGAACCUCAAACAUAUCUUAAAGAAUACGCAGAUUCAAACAACCUUAUACUGUGUAAUCAACAUUUGUGUUCAUCACUUCUGAAGAAUAUUCAGGGAGGAAACCUUUUUGCCUUGAAAUUCCAACAUUCCUGAAAGUAGUGUGCCAAGCGGUUCGUCAAGUUUAAAAUUUUUACUCAUUAACAAAGCCUAUAUUCAAAGACAUAUCUACCUAUUUGAAUGUUACCAAGUUGUAAUUUACCGGAACCAGGAGGAUGGUGGUGAUGAUCCGGGCUUGCCAGUUAUCAUUUCAUGGUAGCGAUUCCCUGAUUGGCUAUCUGGUCGUGUUCAUCUCACCUUGGGUAUGGGUUGGAGGUCCUGCAGGCAGACAAUAGUUCUGGGUAGUGGAGUGCGAGAGAAGGAAGUGCAUUAUGAGAGGGGUAUUUCAGUCACAUCUCCACACGUGUGGGGGUAAGAUACACUGUUAAAUGUAGUUUUGAAUAUGUGCAUUUUAACUUCGUAUCUCUUUGGUUUGAAAUUUAUAUCGCUUUAUGUAGUAAUUUAAGGAUAAUAGCAGAUGUCUUCCAUUAUCAAUAUAAAAUAACAGGAACCUGCAAGUAUGCUCAUGGACAAAAUUAUACAUUGUAAAUAAGCUUUGGAAUAGUGUCCGAAGGUUCAUAUCUGAGUAUAAAUACAUUACAGAUGAUACAAUAAAAGGCAACACCAGUCAA